Molecule: messenger RNA, 327 nt
Organism: Penicillium coprophilum
Lineage: Eukaryota; Fungi; Ascomycota; Eurotiomycetes; Eurotiales; Aspergillaceae
Exons: 2
Coding region: 1-327 (108 amino acids)
Source: RefSeq, a predicted model, not a curated record
AUGACAUUCAACGCUGAGCUCAUAGGGCCGGCAACUGUUAGUAGCCGAUCGAGGCUGUCGCAAACUGCGAACAAACUUGCUUGUGCCCAUAUCACUGCCAAACUGUACGAAAAGGCGCAGGACUGGUUCAAAAUAUCCGAGGAGUGGUGGCACUUGAUUGUUACGAAUGGCGAGGAAACUGAUCAUCGUCCAGCUCGCCAUAUCAUGGAACAUGCGCGGUACUUCAUGUGCCUUCAGAAAUAUGCUCAAGCAGAAGAGAUGCUGAAUGGGUACAUUCCUCGACUCAAGACCGAGGACCACAUGGAUUGGGAUAUGCUAGCCCAGUAA